Molecule: messenger RNA, 4361 nt
Organism: Homalodisca vitripennis (glassy-winged sharpshooter)
Lineage: Eukaryota; Metazoa; Arthropoda; Insecta; Hemiptera; Cicadellidae
Product: homeotic protein ultrabithorax
Exons: 3
Coding region: 648-1604 (318 amino acids)
Biological process (GO): anterior/posterior pattern specification; negative regulation of transcription by RNA polymerase II
Cellular component (GO): nucleus
Molecular function (GO): RNA polymerase II cis-regulatory region sequence-specific DNA binding; DNA-binding transcription factor activity, RNA polymerase II-specific
Source: RefSeq, a predicted model, not a curated record
CAUCGCCGCGGCGCGCUUUCCCUCAUCCAUUCAUUACCUCUCUCCCGUUUAUCUGAGUUCCGAUUGUACCCGCUGUCCGCCGCUCGCGCUCCACCGCUUCACCGCUCGAGUCGCAGCAGCUCGACAGUCGACGCUCGGAUCUGGCCAGUGUUCUCCUACCCUCGGUUCUGAUCGCACGUCCCUCGCGUCUCCUCCGACCCGCGAACACGCACCACGACACUCGAGUCGUACGGUUUUAUCGCCGGUUAUUAUUGCCACUAUAAUACUUACCGGCUGUUUGUUUAACUACCAGUUUACGACCACUCGGUGGCGUUUACGACGUUUUUACGGCCCGAUUCGUCCCGCCACUUCAGAGGUCGCCCGACCCUCUCCGGAUUUUUAUUGACUUUUAAGUGACUCGAACUGUGACAGUGCCACCUGUGAGUAGAGUAGAAGAUGUCUCUGUGAUUAUUCUUGUGUCGGUGUUCCUAGAAUCUCGUGACAUUGUUUAAGAUGUCCGAUUCGGAUCGUUGGAGUGCUUGAAAAUUCCUUGAUAGGAGUUUACCCUCUCGAAUUUGAAAAUAUAUGAGUUUUUCCCUCUGAACAGUUACCGGCUACUACAGCCGGUCCAAGGCUUACAAACGGAGAUCUUCAGUGAUUACGAGAAAAUGAACUCUUAUUUUGAGCAGAGUGGCUUCUAUGGAAGUCACCAUCAUCAGACGGCCGGGGCUGGUCACCACCACGACCAGACCGCCGCAGCCGCUGCAGCCUACCGUUUCCCUCUGGGUCUGGGGAUGUCACCGUACGCGUCCAGCCAACACCAUCACCACCAUUCCCUCCACCAGUCCAGGCCACCACAGGACUCUCCUUACGACGCCUCGGUCGCCGCGGCUUGUAAGCUCUAUUCCUCCUCUAACGACACACAACAGUCCAGCAUCAACUACAGCACUUCCAAGCCCGACUGCUCAAAGUCCAGCUCAGAGUCCGCCCACCAGAACGGCUACGCCGCCGUGGUCGCCGCAGCCGCCAAGGACGUCUCCGUCUGGCAGAGCACCACCGGAGGGUCGGCCAACUCCAACUCCCUCGUGGGCCCCGUAAGGCCCGCCGCUUGCACCCCGGACAGCCGUGUCGGCGGGUACAGCUCGGUAGGGUUGGUCGGAGGAGAUCCUGCUUCCAGUCCAGGAGCCGCCGGAGGAGGAAGGACCUCCUCUUCUGCGAGUCUCGGAGGCUCCUGGAAUACUUGCUCGCUGAACACGUCCUCCAGUCAGCCAGCGGUUCCCACCCAAUUGCAUCAGCAACCUGCCAACCACACUUUCUACCCUUGGAUGGCCAUAGCAGGAGCGAACGGGCUCCGACGAAGAGGGCGCCAGACGUACACCAGGUACCAGACUCUGGAGUUGGAGAAGGAGUUCCACACGAACCACUACCUGACGAGGAGACGGAGGAUCGAGAUGGCACACGCCCUCUGCCUGACGGAGCGUCAGAUCAAGAUCUGGUUCCAGAACAGGAGGAUGAAGCUGAAGAAAGAAAUACAGGCAAUAAAGGAGUUAAAUGAGCAAGAGAAACAAGCACAAGCGCAAAAAGCCGCAGCGGCUGCUCUUGCUGCACAGGCAGCAGAUCAUUAACUUUCUAAAUCGACAUUUUUACGUUACUUAACAUUUUUUAUUGUGAUUUUUUUUAGGGGGGUAUAUUUUUUGUUUUGUGGGACUGUGUGAGUGCGUGUGUGAAGUGAAGACCCUUUGGAGUCAUUCCAUCAUUAGCUCUUUUGGAUACUUCUGGAGCUAUUAACUCAUCACGAUGGGAUCUACUUCUCUAAGACUGAGUGUGGAGCAUGGGUUGCAGAUGAAACGUUCCUACGAAUUUUCCUAAGCUGGAUCCUGGGCUAGAAACGGUAGUGUGGUUCAUGUACUAUGAUGGACAAAAGUAUAUAGAUACAUGUAUAUAAUAUAUAACAACCAAAUAAUCUAAAUUGUAAAAAUAAUUUCACAUCCAAAGAUAAAUGACAUUAUUUGAGGACGUUUUCUAGACGGACAUAUUUUGAGACGCUAUUGUUGUAUAUUUCUAUGUACUUAAGUGUCUAGACUUAUCUUAAUAUUUGAAGUGUGUAUAUGUAUUGCUAAACUGUCGUUGUGUGCCAUUUUUAAAUACGUAAAACGAUAUUAGUAGAUGAAUAAGACCUUUUAUUCGUAAUUAUGCUUCAUGGCUUAUUCAAAAACGUAACGCUUAAUAUUCUAUUUACAAAAUUCUAAUGUGUAUUAAAUUUAAUAGUUUUAAAAAUAUAAUAAUUACAAAUUAUUGUAGCCUAUAUCUGGCCUUUCAAUGUACUUGUAAAGAACAGAAAAGUUUCACAGUUUCUAAAACAUUUAAACAAUUUUAAAAGAAAAAACUACGUUUUGUUAAUACUUGUAUAAUACAAAUAAUUUAGUUAGACUAUGAAUUUGCAUACUUUCAAAUAUAGAUAAGAAAAACAAAUGUAAUAAUACAUAAUAGAUCUCCGAACGUAGAAGUUUGGUUUUAUCUUGUAUAAAUAAAAAGUGUUCAUCCUUAAGAAAAUAAUGUAGAAAAGAUUUUUAAAACUAUUUUUAAAAUUUAAUUGUUUAAACUAAUUAAAAUUGUUUUAUUAUUAUUUGUAUUGUUGUGUUUAAAAUGUUUUCAAUGGUUGUUAUAAUUUAGUUAUGUUAUUGUAACAAGGCAUAAGUGUUUGGGCAUUAAGUAUUUUUAUUAUUUCACAUCUAUUUCUUGUAAAUUUCCAUUGAAUCGUUUCAAAAUAUUCAUAUUUUGAGAAUAUGAUAUUUAUAAAUAACAUAAUACUAACUUAUUGAAUGGUAAACUUUUUCUAAUGAUAUAAAUAAAAUCAAUUCUUUUUUAUCAAAUAUAUAUGUAUGAAUUUGGAACAUAAAAUACGAUUUUAAUAUUUUUAUAUUUUCAAUAGCAUAGAGAAUACCUUGAAGUUUAUUGUAUGAAGUUUUAAGUACCUACUCUGAUAAGUAAUUAUAACAUCGUAGUCAACGUAAGAUUUCCCAUCUUAAUAAAGUAAUACGUUUUUUAUGACAAACUUCAUUCAAAGCAAUAAACAGUUUGUAACAAGUAUAGAAAUAGUUGUAGGUUAAAUUUUCCCUUGUUCUGCUAGAAAAUGGUCUAUUAACAAUGAUAUUUAUACCAGAAUACGUACUAUUUUGUAGUCAUGUUGUAUAUUUUGUUUGUAAUUAGUUGUGUUUUUUGUUUUGUGAUAGCGGUGUUAUCUACAUUUAUAUCUUUUAUAAUUCGUUUUCUUUUAGAUCAUUUACCGAUAUAAAGUAUGUUACAUAACUAAAAGUGUUUUAGUUAUUUAUUUUAGUAUAUACGGCUAGUGUAUUUGGCAUUCUUACAACGAUAUUAUUAGACUUGCAGCGAUGUGUAUGCACUGUAAAUAUUGUGUAAAUCAAACUCUCCGUACUUACAUGACGGCAGUAACUUAACAUUUGCUAAGUACAGGACGGCGAAUAAAAUAAUAUUUACUUUUAUUCCGUUCGUUUCGGAUAUGUCCCUGGUAUGGAUUAAUUUACUUCCGGUGGAAUGCCAGAUUUGUACAAAUGUUUAAAUGAAUAAAACUAAGAAGAUCUAUUGAAUUUAUUAAUUUGAAAUUAUUAGUAUUGAUUUAGUUUUUAAUAACAGAGUUGUUUAAAUUAUAAAAAUUAUAAUAUAUUUUUAUCUAAAUUUAUAAAAAACAUGAUAGAAACGACUCGCUUACUUUAGAUUUAGAUUCUAACACUUCUCGUUUCUAAGAUUAUGAAAUCUAAUCUAAUUUUAAAUGUUAUAACAGAGGAAAGAUUCUUCCGUUUUUUCAUUUUUAAACUGAUUUCUGUUCUUGAGGAUGAAAUGAAUUUGUUGCAUAAAAUUAUUUCAAUAGCAUAAAAUGUUAAAGCUAAUAAACAGGUUUGACUUAUAAAUUUACACGUAAUUUUUAACGUUUUGUAUAUUAGUUUAAAAUAGCCCUUAAGUGAGAUUUUGUUCCACAACUGCAGGGGUAUUUUUCCAGUUCCGUCCGUGAAAGGUAGCGUAAUUAAUAAUUUCAUUUUAGUCCUUCAUCUAACCUUUGCUAUCCAAGCUGCACACCUUUCUGUGUUGUUAAAUUAAGUUACAUUCUUGAAUUUAUUUGAGAUCUUUUAAAAGUAUUUGUUUAUAUAUUUGUACGCAGUAUUGACCUCUGCAGUUGUAUUUAAGUGUUGUAGAUGGUUUUGUUUCUAUUGUGAAUAUGCUUUUAAAUGUUGCUCAAUCUGACACUAUGUAUACCGCGAUUGAUACGAUAUGUUAGGUACAAGACAGCAUACAGAUCCUAUACAAUAUGUGUGUAUUUGUGUAUUGUAAUUUAUUUUAAAUAAACGGAAAUGUUGUAAGUUUUA